AUGGGCGAAGAAAUCUUCCCAGCUGAAGACAAUAGUAGUGUCGGUGAUGUCGUCCCCGACACACUAACGACUGCGAAGGCCUCUAAUUAUCGUCUACCUCGCUUCAAUUCGCGUCGCGUGGGUUCCAGUGAUCAAGACCCGCUACCGCGCACCAAAAGCAUGUAUCCGGACCCCCAGGAGCUCACCAAGGACGACUUGACAAGUGCUGAUACGCUGAUGGCCGACGGAGUGUUCACCAUGAACUCGACGCUGUCUUCAGUCAUCGAGAAGGCUUUAGGCCACCCAAUUCCUGGCUUGGAAGUACGCUUCCACAACCUUGAAUUGUCAGCCCUGGUGCCGCAAUUCAAGAGCGGAGGUCUGGAAGUUCCGACACUUUGGACGCAAGUGCAACAAGGCGUAACCAGUCUUUGUGCACCGAAGGAGAACAAUCUUACGGUGGAAAAGAAGAUCUUACGAGGUAUCAGUGGCGUGUUCAAGCCUGGUCGCAUCACACUCAUUCUGGGGUUGGAGCCUUGGGUGGUUGAAGCACUUGAAAACUGCACACCGGAGCAACGUGAGCACGCUCUAGAAGUCAUGACAGCUCACCACGAGUUCGCUCCGGACAUCACAGUCAAGAAACUGGGUCUGGACAACUGUAAAGACACUGUCGUGGGUAACGCCAUGCUCCGUGGUGUGUCUGGAGGCGAGCGUAAGCGCGUUACCACUGGCGAAAUGACUGUGGCCUGGAAGAGACUGCAGCUUCUGGACGAGAUCAGUACAGGUCUCGACAGUGCAGCUACUUACGACAUCUGCAAGUCGAUGAAAAGUGCAGCUCGCAACUUCAAUUCCACCGUCGUGAUCUCGCUACUUCAGCCGUCUCCCGAGGUCUUUGAGCUCUUCGACGACGUGUUGCUGCUGAACGAAGGCAGCAUCAUGUUCCAUGGCAAGCGAGAGGACGCUGUGCCGUACUUUGAGCGCAUGGGUUUCCACUGUCCACCGCGUAAAGAUGUGGCCGACUUCUUGUUGGAUCUUGGCACGAACAAACAAGACGUUUACGUUACUGAAGAUACCAGAAGCGUUCCUUACCAUGCCGCCGACUUCGCCAAAGUCUUCAUGGACUCGGAUAUUUUCCAGAAGACCCUGAAGCGGCUUGACGCGAGUGCAGACGCCAUGGUAUUCGCCGAUCUCAAGCCGUUCCAUCAAACGUACACGGAAGAGCUGGUCACGCUAUUGCAGCGCCAAGCGAUGCUAACGCUGCGUGACACCACGUACCUCAUGGGACGCGCCGUUAUGGUUAUCGUCAUGGGCCUCCUGUACGGUUCGACGUUCUGGCAGAUGAAUGACACGGACAGCCAGUUGAUGCUGGGUCUGCUCUUCUCGUGCGCCAUGUUCCUGUCCAUGAGUCAGGCGUCACAAGUAGCGACCUACAUGGACGCUCGCAGCGUUUUCUACAAGCAUCGCGGCGUCAAUUUCUUCCCCCCCAAGUACGACGUCUGCGUCUACAAAGGCACCGACUACUGUGCAGAAUACAGCCAAACGGUGGGCAAAUACACCUUAAGCGUCUUCAAUCUGCAGACCGAGUCAGCGUGGAUCUGGUACGGAUGGAUCUUCCUGGUGGCUGGGUACUUUAUCUCCGUCUUCUGCUCGUACCUUGUGCUCGAGUAUAUGCGUUUCGAGAGCCCUGAGAACGUGGCUCUGGCCCAAAGUGAUGACGCGGACAACGAUCAAACUGCGUAUUCCAAGAUGCCAGCGACGCCGAAGGAAUACGAAAAUGUUGUCGAUAUCGUCGACAAUGGAGUCACCACACAAGCCUUCGCUAACAACAAUGUCGUUCCGGUCACGCUAGCGUUCCACGAUCUCUGGUACUCGGUGCCGCUCCCCGGUGGUGCUAAUGAUGAACAAAUUGACCUGCUUAAGGGCGUCUCUGGUUUCGCUCUACCCGGUACGAUGACGGCGCUUAUGGGAUCUUCUGGUGCUGGUAAGACGACGCUGAUGGAUGUCAUUGCUGGUCGCAAAACUGGCGGUAAGAUCCAGGGCAAGAUCCUGCUGAACGGCCACCCGGCCAACGACCUCGCCAUCCGCAGAUGUACCGGAUACUGUGAGCAAAUGGACAUACACUCCGACUCUGCUACUGUCCGUGAGGCGCUGAUCUUCUCGGCCAUGUUGCGUCAGGAUGCCAGUAUCUCGACCGAGCAAAAAAUGGAGUCUGUACAGGAAUGCAUUGACCUAUUGGAGCUCGGACCUAUCGCCGACAAGAUCAUCCGCGGGUCGUCCACGGAGCAGAUGAAGCGCGUGACGAUCGGAGUGGAGUUGACAGCCCAGCCUAGUAUCAUCUUCAUGGACGAACCGACGAGUGGCUUGGACGCGCGCUCGGCCAAGUUGAUCAUGAACGGGGUGCGCAAGAUCGCCGACUCGGGCCGCACCAUUGUGUGUACGAUCCACCAGCCCAGCACGGAAGUGUUCAAUUUCUUCGACUCGCUGCUACUGCUCCGUCGUGGUGGUCGUAUGGUGUUCUUUGGCGAGCUUGGCGAGGAGUCCAAGAACCUGAUCAACUACUUUGAGGCCUUCAACGACGUCAAGCCUAUCACUCCAGGAUACAACCCUGCUACAUGGAUGCUCGAGUGCAUCGGAGCUGGUGUUGGCGGUGGCAAGGCUGCUGCCAAUGCCGAUCCGUCGCAGCCAAAGGACUUCGCUGAACGCUUCAUGGUGAGCGACCAGAAGGAGUUAAUGGAGGAAGAUCUCGACCAGGAAGGCGUGCUGUAUCCGUCUCCGCACCUACCUGAGCUCAAGUUCGACACCAAGCGCGCGUCGAGCUCGGCCACUCAGUUCAAUCUGCUAUGUCGUCGCUUCUUCCGCAUGUACUGGCGCACACCAGCGUACAACCUCACGCGGUUAAUCAUCAGCUUGGUGCUGGCUUGUGUCUUUGCCAUCAUUUAUCAAGGUACAGACUACACCACGUACACAGGCGCCAACGCUGGGGUGGGUCUGGUCUUCGUCAGUACGCUCUUCCUGGGAAUCAUCGGCUUCAACAACGUCAUGCCCGUAGCUGCCGAGGAACGUACAGCUUUCUACCGCGAACCUGCGUCGGAGACGUACAACGCGUUGUGGUACUUUAUCGCCGGGACGUUGAUGGAAAUCCCCUACAUCUUCGUCGCGAGUCUGGUGUUCUGCGCCAUCUUCUUCCCCAGUGUCGGGUUCACGGGAUACAUGACGUUCGUCUACUACUGGCUCGUCAUCUCGCUGAAUACGCUCGUGUUCGUCUACUUAGGCCAGCUCAUGGUCUUCGCGCUACCCAGUGUCGCUGUCGCAGCGACAUUAGGGUCGCUCUUUAGCGGUAUUUUCUUGUUGUUCGCUGGCUAUAACCCUCCGGCGAGUAGCAUCCCAACCGGAUACAAAUGGGUUCACUACAUCUCGCCGCCCACGUACACGAUCGCUAUCUUGGUCGCGCUCGUUUUCGCCGACUGUCCCGUGGGAAGUACAGACGGUAUCAGCUGCCAGAAGCUCUCCAACUCGCCUCCUUCAGUUGGUAACGUGACGUUGAAAGAGUACGUUGAGGACAACUUCGACAUGAACCACGACAAUAUCUGGAGAAACGUCAUGAUCCUCCUCAUCUUGAUCGUGGCCUUCCGUGUGCUGGCCUUGUUCUCCCUGCGCUACAUCAACCACCUCAAACGUUAA
Molecule: messenger RNA, 3657 nt
Organism: Phytophthora infestans T30-4
Lineage: Eukaryota; Oomycota; Peronosporomycetes; Peronosporales; Peronosporaceae
Product: ATP-binding Cassette (ABC) Superfamily
Exons: 3
Coding region: 1-3657 (1218 amino acids)
Biological process (GO): transmembrane transport
Cellular component (GO): membrane
Molecular function (GO): ATP binding; ATP hydrolysis activity; ABC-type transporter activity
Source: RefSeq, a predicted model, not a curated record